Molecule: messenger RNA, 3227 nt
Organism: Temnothorax curvispinosus
Lineage: Eukaryota; Metazoa; Arthropoda; Insecta; Hymenoptera; Formicidae
Exons: 6
Coding region: 630-2798 (722 amino acids)
Biological process (GO): DNA recombination; glycine biosynthetic process; DNA integration
Cellular component (GO): cytosol
Molecular function (GO): L-allo-threonine aldolase activity; DNA binding
Source: RefSeq, a predicted model, not a curated record
UAUCUUGAGAUUUUAGAAUAAGUCAGCUGUUAGUCCAAAUCGAAGUCGCAAACUUUAGAAUAAAGACUGGAUUCUUGACAUUAUUCCUUUUACUUUUCUCAUACACAAAACAUAACUGUGCCUUUGUAUUCUUCUUUUCAAUUUUUCUUCUAUUACUCCAUUAAUAUUUAAAGACACUGUAAAAAUGUAAAUAAACAUGCAAGUAAUUAUAGCUUAAAGUUUUUUUAUAUCACACGUGCGUGGAAAGUGGCCUAUUACGCGCGUGUUUUUUGUGCGACAAAUAGCCACGUCCACACACGAGAAAUUUUCCACUCAAAAGAGUGCGGUAAUAUCUCAAUAUUUCCUGUUCCUAUUUGCCUGUUGCCUGGCAUUGCAUUGUGCAAGGGGCUUUUCCUUCACUAGUUCUUUUAUUUCUCAGUUUUCUCACAUCUUCUUAACGACAUCUCGCGGCGCGCGGAAACACCCCGCGAAUUACCACAGUACCACAGCGAUCAGCGCAGAUCAGCGAUACUCAACAUAACCUUCUCAAAUAACUGAACAUACAAAUAAAGUCAUUGUGAACAUACACAGUAAAGUUAACAAAAAUAAAAAAGAAUUCGCAACAAGUUACUAAGAAGAAAAAAUAAAAAAUGAGUGACGAAAGCAUCAUCAUACCAGACAACAUAUCAGAAACCGAUAGCGACGACCAACCAACACCUCCCGAGAUAGCACAAAGGGCAAAAAACAGGAUAGAAAAUGUCUUACCUACAAAAUCCAAAGAAAAAUAUACAAAUACAUAUAACAAGUUUAUGCAGUGGACAAUUACUAAAGAAACGAAACCAUUAUCGGAAAACACAAUAUUAACAUAUCUCACAGAAUUAUCAAAAACACAUAAACCAUCCACCUUAUGGGCAACUUACUCAAUGCUCAAAACGACUCUGAAUAUUAACAACAAUAUUAAUAUUACUGAAUAUGGUAGACUCAUUCCAUUCCUGAAGAAACAGUCAAAAGGAUAUAUACCAAAAAAAUCAAAAGUAUUAACAUCAGAACAAAUUCAAAAAUUUCUCAACAAAGCUGAUGACCAAAAAUAUUUAUUUUACAAGGUUGCUAUGAUAUUUGGAAUUUGUGGUGCAUGCAGAAGAGUGGAACUCACCAAUAUAACAAUUAAUGACAUCGAAGACAAAGAAACUAUCUUGCUCGUUAAAAUUCCAACUACAAAAAAUUACAAACCGAGAACUUUCAUAAUCACCGAUGAAUUCUACACUAUAUCUAAAAAAUAUAUAAAUUUGAGACCAAAAAACGCCCAAACCUCAAGAUUUUUUCUAAAUUAUCAAAAUGGAAAGUGCACCAACCAACCAGUUGGAAUCAACAAAUUCGGAAAGAUUCCAACAAUUAUCGCAUCAUAUCUACAAUUAGCAAAUCCUCAAUCUUAUACUGGCCACACCUUUCGUCGCACUGGUCGCCUCUCUGCCACGCUGCUAGCAGACUGGAAAUCCAAUACAGUUGCUGAAGGAUACAUUGCUGAUGAGGACUUGAUCAAUAACGAAAAUUUUUUUUUCGUGGAGUGCGGAGCGGACGCACGAGCCGAAGAAGCCGCUGAAGCACAAUUCAAUGUCAGUUGUCAGUCAGUAGUCAGUCAGGACACGUCAUUCACGGCCAGCCAGAUGUCUUAUGGCGCAAUAAACCCGGGCAUUCGCGAUUAUGCGAAGGAAAAUAAUGCUAUUAUCGUCGAUCUACGAAGCGACACGCUCACGAAGCCAAUAGCGGCGAUGAGGAAAGCUAUGUUUGAGGCGGAAGUAGGGGAUGACGUCUUCGAGGAAGAUCCUACGGUAAAAGAAUUACAAAAAAUGGCUGCGACUUUGCUUGGAAAGGAAGAUGCACUUUUUGUUAGCUCUGGUACAAUGGGAAACUUGAUCGCUGUUAUGAAUCAUUGUGAUGUGCGUGGCAGCGAAAUCUACUGUGGAAACGAGUCGCAUGUGUUUCUUCAUGAACAGGGUGGUGCAGCGCAAAUAGCCGGUGUGAGCAUUUGUCCUCUGUUUAACAACGACGACGGUACGUUCGAUCUGAAGUGCCUCGAGAGUGCGAUUCGCGUGGACCGAAUACACGAACCGAUCUCAAAGCUGGUCAUGGUGGAGAAUACGAUAAACGGAAAAGUCGUUCCUCAGUCAUGGGUCGAGGAGUUGGCGAUGGUGGCGAAGAAGCACAAUCUUAGGAUGCAUUUGGACGGGGCACGACUGUGGAAUGCCUCGGCCGCGUCAAAGAUCUCGGCGAAGGAUCUAGCAGCUCCGUUCGACUCGGUCACUUUUUGCUUGAGCAAAGGAUUGGGCGCUCCCGUGGGGUCUGUGCUCUGCGGAAGUAAGAGCUUUAUCGCUAACGCGAGGAGAAGGCGCAAGGUGCUGGGUGGUGCUAUGCGACAGGUCGGCGUGAUCGCUGCGGCCGGGCUCGUCGCCCUGGAACAGACAGUGCCACGACUAGUAGAAGAUCACAGAAAAGCAUUUGUUAUCGCGGAGGCAAUCAAUCAAUUGGAUACCAAAAUAUUCAGUGUAGACCUGAAAACCACGCACACCAAUAUGAUAUUCAUAAACGUGAAUACCGACAGUGGCAUUUCCGCCGAGACUCUCAUGAAGAGGCUCCAUCAAGUGAAUGAUUUCAAUGAUGAUGAUGAUAAGAUCAUAAUCAGAUGCCUGGCUCUCACGGAAAGAUUGGUCAGAAUGGUUCUCUAUUAUGAUAUCGAUGACACGAUGGUAGCUGCUGCGAUUCGUAAAUUAAGAUACGUUAUCAAGGAAUUGGAUCCCCAAGUAAAGACUGAAAUUCUUUAAAAAUAAUAAAUUGAAAGUUUAAGAUUAUUGUAGCAUCAAAUAUUAUCUUAAUUAAAUAUUAUCUAUAUAUGCUGAAACAUAUAUAUAUUUAAAUAAAGUAUUUUUAAUGACUAAACUGACGUUAAUAAUAGCAAUACAUACUUCUUUAAAAAUUUGAUAAAAAUAUAAAGUUACAAGAUAUAUAUGAAACUGAUGAAAAUCCGCUGUAAGAAAUAGAAUUCAGAUUUUUCUUUUAUUGUAUUGUUAUGUAUAUUAUAAUAAAGUUAUAUAAUAGUUUGAGUAAAUACCAAAUAAUUAUAUCUUGAAACAUAGGUCCCUCAAUUAAAUUCUCUUGUAUACCUAUUAACCUAAGUAUCUUAAUUUCUAUUAGUUACAUCAAGAAGUGUAUCCGAGUAAUGAAGUUCCAUAAAAUCAAAUAUCGUAUUGAAA